CUGCAAUUACUAAUUACUCUACUCUGUAGAACCUCCGAUCAAAACUUCCAAGCUUCUCUCAGAAGCCUCAAGCAGCGAAUAAAAGGCCAAUCCUGUCAUUACCCACAUCACAAAAAAAGAACGUCUUCCCCCUUUUAUUUCAGUUUCGCGCCCGCUCAGUUCUAUUCUAUCCCGCUUCCUUUUUUAGGGUUUUGAAAAGCUCUUCCGCUUCACUUUCAACUCACUCUUUCUCUUUCUCUGUCAGUUUCUCGAGAAAAAAAGUGUAAUUUCGCCGGAAAAAAUGCCGCCGAUAAACUUGACGGAAGGCGCGAUAGCGAUUUUAACGAACGGCGAAGCACAUCCGGAGGAUUUUAAACCGGUGUUACAAAUCACAGAUAUUCGGUUGGUGAACACUCAGAAUCAGAAUAACAAUAACGAACGCUACCGGAUUCUUUUAUCGGACGGGGAGUUUCUUCAGCAAGGGAUGUUAGCUACGCAAAAAAACGAUCUUAUUCGGUCCCAACAGAUUCAAAAAGGAUCUAUUAUUCAGAUGAAUCAGUUCGUUUGUAAUAACAUCCAAAAUCGAAUGAUCAUCAUUAUCAUUGAAUUAGAUAUUUUACUUGAGACAUGUGAUACCAUUGGAGAACCAAAGCAUUAUCUCCCAAAUGGUAUUAGUCCUUCAGUGCCACGACCAGCUGCCCCACUUCAGCCUUCCACCAAUCAAUCAGGUGGUUUAAGUGGCAGCCCUCAAUCCUUUACUGCUGUUGCAGCUACUUCAAGCUCAGCUCCAAGACCAAAUAUGCCUGGAGGGAUGCGAUCUCCUGAGUCAAACCGUAGCAUUGGUUCUAAUACUUCCUCUGCUGGUAAUAUUGACUCUGGAAGAUAUAGUUCAACAAGUGCACCCCUUUACCCCAAAGCAGAAUCUGGUCCAGCGAUUUCACGGGCUCCGAUGAAUAAUUAUGUGCGGCCACCUCAGCCUUCUUAUCAGCAGCAUCCUCAGUCUUCUUAUCAGCAGCCACCGCCGUUGUACUCAAACAGAGGACCUAUAGCCAAGAACGAAGCACCGCCGAGGAUUGUUCCAAUUGCUGCUCUCAAUCCAUAUCAGGGUCGAUGGACUAUCAAGGCCAGGGUUACUGCUAAGGCAGAACUCAGACACUACAACAAUCAAAGGGGUGAUGGAAAAGUAUUCUCUUUUGAUCUUCUUGAUUCUGAUGGAGGAGAAAUAAGAGUAACAUGCUUUAACUCUGUAGCUGACCAAUUUUACCACCAGAUUGAGCCAGGUAGAGUGUAUAUGAUUUCCAAGGGUAGCUUGAGACCAGCUCAGAAAGCUUACAAUCACCUUCCAAAUGACCAUGAAAUUAUGCUCGAGAGCACAUCAGUGGUUCAACCUUGUUUUGAGGAUGACAGAACUAUUCCUCAGCAACAAUUUCAUUUUCGGCCAAUCAGUGAUAUUGAGGCCUUGGAGAACAAUAGUGUGGUAGAUGUGAUUGGUGUGGUGUCUUCAAUAAGUCCAUCUAGCUCAAUAAUGAGGAAAAAUGGUACAGAAACUCAGAAAAGAGUUCUCCAGCUGAAGGAUAUGUCUGGCAAAAGUGUUGAAUUAACUUUGUGGGGAAAUUUCUGCAAUGCAGAAGGUCAAACACUUCAAAGUAUGUGUGAUUCUGGAGCUUCCCCUGUUUUGGCAGUCAAAGCUGGUAGAGUAAAUGAUUUUAAUGGCAAAUCUGUAGGUACUAUAUCUACAAGCAAGUUGUUUAUAGAACCGGAUUUUCCUGAAGCUUUAAAACUGAAGGCAUGGUUCGAAAGGGAGGGAAAGAACAUGCCAUCAGUAUCUCUUUCCCGAGAAGUGAGCAGCAUUGGUCGGACAGAUGUGCGAAAAACUAUAUCUCAAAUCAAAGAUGAACGAUUGGGCACUUCCGAGAAACCAGAUUGGAUCACAAUAAGUGCCACUGUUACAUUUAUAAAGGGUGAGAAUUUUUGCUAUACUGCCUGUCCCCUCAUGAUAGGAGAUCGACAGUGCAACAAAAAAGUGACAAAUAAUGGGGAUGGGAAAUGGCGGUGUGACAGGUGUGAUCAGACUGUUGAUGAAUGCGAAUAUAGGUACAUUCUUCAGUUCCAGAUUCAGGACCAUACUGGCUUAACCUGGGUUACUGCAUUUCAGGAAUGUGGUGACCAGAUCAUGGGUGUGUCUGCAAAAGAACUGUAUUUCCUAAAAUAUGAAGGGCAGGAUGAUGAUAAAUUUACAGAUAUCAUGCGUAAUGUCUUAUUCAACAAAUUUAUCUUCAAAUUGAAAGUGAAAGAAGAGAUGUUUAGCGAUGAACAGCGC
This is a messenger RNA of Nicotiana tabacum (common tobacco), 2299 nucleotides long. The record is from RefSeq and is a predicted model, not a curated record. Lineage: Eukaryota; Viridiplantae; Streptophyta; Magnoliopsida; Solanales; Solanaceae.